Messenger RNA from Rhinolophus ferrumequinum (greater horseshoe bat), 1748 nucleotides. RefSeq names its product thiosulfate sulfurtransferase (gene TST). The record is from RefSeq and is a predicted model, not a curated record. Gene Ontology annotation, cellular component: mitochondrion. The transcript has 2 exons. NCBI's taxonomy places the organism in Eukaryota, Metazoa, Chordata, Mammalia, Chiroptera, Rhinolophidae. Gene Ontology annotation, biological process: transsulfuration. Gene Ontology annotation, molecular function: thiosulfate-cyanide sulfurtransferase activity. The coding region runs from base 699 to 1592 and encodes 297 amino acids.
GUGGCAGGGUGGGGGCGGCGGCCAGCGCCCGGGCCUCUCGGGACUUGGGCCGCCCGCCGGUCGGGCCAUCUGCGACUCAGGGUAGGGUCCCCGCGGCGAGGGCGAGCGCGAUGCCCUGAAAAGCCCUGAUCCGCUGGGGCAGAGGGUACCCAGCGGGGGCUGGACUCGGUCAUCCGGGGGACUGGCGAGCCCCGGCUGCCGAGCCCCGGCUGCCGAGAAACCACAGGAGGGUUUGCUAGACAAGAAGAGCGGGCCGGAACGUGUGCAGGGCCCCAGCGAACCCUCCCCCACGCACUCACUCCCCUGCCCUCCCAGGAAAGGGGAUUCUAAGCCCAAGAUGCCAUCUCCCCUUUCCUGAGUAUAUUUUCGCUGCUAUUUUCUAACAGGAUCUAGAGGGCGAGUUUUGCAACUUCUAGAGCCAACUCCCCCCUGGAGUCCUCAGAAGAUCUUGCGGCUCGAAAGCUUUCGUGCGUGGGAGCCAGGAGGUGGGCGGGGCGGAGCAGGCUUUCCUUAGGGAAUCCGCAGACCUAACCCACUGCACGCCCCAGCCGGUCUGGUUUGCUAUAAACACGCCAAUCCGAGGUGUUCGGUGGGGAAAAGCUCCUCCUCCCCACGCCCCAUCGCGCCGCACACACGAUCCUCAUGCUUGGCUUUUUCCCGGUUCCUAUCCGCGCCAGGUGACGCUUAGAGUUGAAACCAUGGUUCAUCAGGUGCUCUACCGGGCGUUGGUCUCCACUAAGUGGCUGGCGGAGACUGUCCGAGCUGGAAGGCUAGGGCCUGGCCUGCGGGUACUGGACGCCUCCUGGUACUCACCAGGCACCCGGGAGGCCCGCAAGGAGUAUCUAGAGCGCCAUGUGCCAGGAGCCUCCUUCUUUGAUAUAGAGGAGUGCAAGGAUAAGUCGUCACCCUACGAAAUGAUGUUGCCCAGCGAGGCGGUCUUCGCAGACUACGUGGGCCGCCUGGGCAUCAGCAACGACACGCACGUGGUGGUGUAUGAUGGGGACCAACUGGGCAGCUUCUACGCGCCGCGAGUCUGGUGGAUGUUCCGUGUGUUUGGCCACCGCACAGUGUCCGUGCUCAAUGGCGGCUUCCGGAACUGGCUGAAGGAGGGCCACCCGGUGACAUCUGAGCCCUCACGCCCAGAACCGGCAGUCUUCAAAGCCACACUUGACCGCUCCCUACUCAAAACCUACGAGCAAGUGCUGGAGAACCUCCAAUCGAAGAGGUUCCAGCUGGUGGAUUCAAGGUCCCAAGGGCGGUACCUGGGCACAGAGCCGGAGCCAGAUGCCGUAGGACUGGAUCCGGGCCACAUCCGCGGCUCGACCAACAUGCCAUUCAUGGACUUCCUGACAGAGGACGGCUUGGAGAAGAGCCCAGAGAUGCUCCGUGCCAUGUUCGAGGACAAGAAGGUAGACCUCGCAAAGCCGCUCAUCGCCACAUGCCGGAAGGGUGUCACCGCCUGCCACAUUGCCCUGGCGGCCUACCUCUGCGGCAAGCCUGAUGUGGCCAUCUAUGAUGGCUCCUGGUCCGAGUGGUUCCGCCGGGCCCCCCCGGAGACCCGUGUGUCCCAGUGGAAUGACAGGAAGGCCUGAGCAGUGGGCCUCUCCUCCACUCGCCCAUUUAGUGGUUGGCCUGGCCUGCAGUGGGCUCACACUGCUUCAGCAAAGGAGAGCUACGAGUUUUAGAAUUGCUGUGCAAAGCGCUCGUUUCCCCCAACAACACUGGAAUAAACGUGGCCUUUUCCGAUU